CCUCCCACAACCUCAGAGACUUACCCCACGACAACGCCAACCACAACCUCACCUCCCACAACCUCUGAAAUUUAUCCAACGACACCGCCAACUACAAUAAAUCCUCCAUCAACCUCAGAAAUUUACCCCACGACGCCACCAACCACAACCACUCCUCCCACAACCUCUGAGAUUUACCCUACCACUCCACCAACCACAACCACGACCACACCUUCACCAGGUUAUUGUGAUCUGAAUGCCAAAUGCAAACCUGGCGAACCUCUCAGGGAGCUUGUUGGAAUAGGGCCGUACAAAUACACCAUUGACAGAAUUAGUGACAACUCAAAGUUUGUUUAUAUUGGAAGACCUGGGUCGAUAAAUGACACUUUUGAAAUAGCUAGCGAAGAGUGCCGAAAAUGGGGGUUGAGCCUUGGUGAAAUAUAUACGCACAUUGGACUGCAAAAUAUCGUGAAAUUUAUGAAGCAGCAUUACAAGAACUGGGACACCACAUUUUGGGUAUCUGGCGAGACAGACAAAGCUCGUCCAGGUCGAUGGUUGUAUACCCCUGAAAAGAGUGUAGAGUUCAAAAUGCAGGCAUUCUGGGGAUUUAGUUCAAAAAGUUUUGAAACAGUGGGCACAAAAGAUGUCAAUGCAAACAAGGUGAUGCUUCACUGGACAGAUGACGCCAUUCUGAAAGAGAAAACCCUGACAAUGAUGGACAUUGAAGGAGACAAUGCAUAUUGUACCAAGAAAAGCUUUAUUUGUCAAUUUGAUAAGUAUCAUGAUUGUUUCAAAUCUAGUGACGAAGAAAAAGCGUUACAGGAUUUGGAUUUCCACCGAGAUGAGUUACAGCCACUUAUAGACUUGGGGGAUAAUGUUAAUAUUUCAGUUAGUUUAUUUCAGAAAAGCUUAGCGGAUGCCAAAAGAUUAUGCGAAUCAAAUAGAAAAAUAAUGUUGGACAUGCGGCUUAACAAACGACAGAGCGUAAAACUUAAUGCGGCAAUUCAGCAGUGGUUAAAGACGAAAGGUCUCGCUGGGGGAACCACGGGGUUUUGGGUGGGACCAAAUAGCUUAUUUCGACCAGGAUGUUCAACAUGUGUCCUCCCUUGGGAUUGGGUGUCGAACCUCAUUCUGGACCCAUGGAGAGACCCUGUGCUGACCUGUGGCAAUGAUCACCCAAGGAAGGGGAAGUGCCAGUAUAUUGGGAAAUGCAGUGCUUUCGGGGUUUUAGAGAGAGAACCAGCAGUGUUUCGGCUACAAAAAGUUCCUUGCGAUCUUCCUCAGUGGACACUUUGCACUCCAGGAAAUCCAGACCCAAAACCUCCGACACAAAAGAACCUGACCGCAAUUUGUGAUAAAGAAUACUUGGCUAACAAUGGAACCACAAUUUGGAGGUACGAGGAAGUCCUCGAAGGAAAUUAUACCAUUCAAAAAGUCGGGGAAGACUCCAAAUUUGUAUUUCAUACUAUUCCACCCUCUACAGAAAUGACCUUCGCUACAGCCAUGUCAGAAUGUAAUCGAUGGGGUUUAGAGAUGGCAGCUAUAAAAAGUCCUUUCGAUCAUAAUAUUAUUGUGAAUUACAUGAAAUCGAAUCAAGAUCCAUUCAAGGAUGACAAAACCACUUUUUGGAUUGCUGGCACGGAUGAAAAUCAUGACAGCUACUGGACCGAUAGUUCUCCUAGUCCAGACGAAUUGCCCUUCCAUGUUUUUUGGGGUUUAACGCCGAAAAGUUUAGAAACAACAGCAAACGCCACCACUGAAGCGAGCAACGUAAUGAUCCAUUGGAUUCAGGACACGAUGAUAAGGAAGAAAACACUGGUGAUGAUGGACGUAGAAGGUGACAACGUGUUUUAUGAGCAAAAAAGCUUCAUGUGCCAAUUUCUUAAGGGAAGCUUGUGUUACCUCAAUAGCGUGGAAGAAAUUUGGUUUGGAGAAUGGAGUUAUAAAAGUGAAGAGUGUGAACUGCUGCUGGAUCUUGGAGAUGGAAAGGACAUUUGUAUCGGCAUUCCAAAAAUCAACGUUGAAGUCCCAAGAUUUUGCGAAAGUCAAGGUAGGCAGGUAUUGGACAUUAGUGGUAUGACCAAACGGCAGAGCGAAAAAUUUUUUACUGCAUGGCAAAAAUGGAUCAAAGCACAAGAACUCCUCGGUGCCACGACUGGCUUUUGGGUUUUUGCUAACGGUCUGUUCCGACCCUCAUGCACUGUUAACUGGGACUGGGUAAAUAACGUGAUUUUGGAUCCUUGGAAUGACAAGGUCUUAAAAUAUGGAGACAAAGUUCGUAAAGGAAAUCACGAACACUAUGCGAAAUGUUUGGCAAUGGCUACGUUAAUCAAGGAGCCAAAAAUUUUCCAUUUGCAACGCGUUCCGUGCGGAUUGCCACAGUGGGCCAUAUGUGGUCCAAGUGGACCCUCCACCGAGAAACCAACUACCGAAACCCCAACUACUGAUACCCCAACUACUGAAAAUCCUUAUAACGCUACGACUCCAGCAACUCCAGCUCCUCCUCAAACCAUUUGCACAGACGAGGAUCUUUCAGCAAUAGAUCCACAUCCUGCACGCAAUCUUUCACUAAUUUGCAGUAGAGAAGGAUGGCAGAAAGAAGAUUGUGGAAAUUAUAGCAUAGUAAAAAUGGCGAAUGAUUCUAGAUUUGUGUUUUUCACUAUUCCACCUGCCGUGGAUCUCGUCUUCAAUAAGGCAGCUAAAAUCUGCCACAAUUUUGGACUCGAACUUGCAAAUAUUAAGAGCCCCACGGACAUAGCUAGGAUUGCAACGUUCAUUAAAUCACAAACUGGUCAAUUUAGCGAAGAGAAGACUACGUUCUGGAUCUCUGGAUUGGGUACCAACAAUGGUCACGAACAGGAAUGGCAGUACACUUCAGGUUCAGAAGAUGAUUUUAACUAUCAUACGUUCUGGGGGCUCACAUCACAAGGCAUAUCGACCAGAGAGGAAAAUUCCACGUGUACCACAAACAAUGUAAUGCUGCACUGGACGAAGGACAAAGAGAAAGCACUCGUCAUGACAGACGUGGAAGGCGACGAGGAUUCCUUUUACGAGCAGAAAAGUUUUAUAUGUCAAUUCUUAGAAGGGACACGCUGCGACAUGGAAAGUUACGAAGAAAUCACAUUUCACUUGAGGAAGAACGAGUGUAUAAAUUUUGCAAAUUUAGGAGGAGGACUUGAUAUAUGUAUAAGUUCUUAUCCGAGACCUAACCCAGAAGUUCCAGACUUUUGUGCCGACCAAGGAAGAGAACCGUUGGUCAUGACACAUAUUAAAAAGAGUCAGGCCAAUAAACUUUUCACGGCUUGGCAAAAGUGGUUAAAAUCAAAUGAACUAAUCGGUAGCACAGGGUUUUGGGUCGGUUCGAACGACUUGUUUUACUCCAUGUGCGAAUUAAAAUGGGAGUGGGUGGAGAACGAAAUUCUGUACCCAUGGACUGACAAGGUCCUCAAAUAUGAGGAGAAAGUGCGAGCCGGAAAACAAAAGAGUUCUGGAAAAUGUCUGGCUAUGACUACUUUGAAGAAAGAACCAAAAAUAUUUCAUAUAGCUAAAAGUCAAUGCUCUCUGCCGCAGUGGGUAUUAUGCGGUCCUCCCAGCGAUGAUGGUUCUACGACGACACAAGAUCCAACAGUGGGAUCGACAACAGAUAACCCUGACGAAACUACAACAGAAGAACUGGACCCAGACCCCGAACCUGAGCCAGAGCCUGAACCUGAGCCUGAACCUGGUGGCGACGCUACAAAAUAAUACCAUUAUCGUCUCUUAACCAUGUA
Molecule: messenger RNA, 3749 nt
Organism: Folsomia candida
Lineage: Eukaryota; Metazoa; Arthropoda; Collembola; Entomobryomorpha; Isotomidae
Exons: 20
Coding region: 457-3723 (1088 amino acids)
Source: RefSeq, a predicted model, not a curated record